GUGGAAGCGGACGAGCCGUGGAGGAGCAAAUCAAAAUGGCGAGCCAAGAGGAGUCCGUGAGGGAGUUCGUCGCUGUUACUGAUGUCGAUGAGGAGAGGGCCCGGUUUUUCCUGGAGUCUGCCGGCUGGAAUUUGCAGCUCGCACUCGCCAGUUUCUUUGAGGAUGGAGCUGAUGACGACAUAGUGACUCUGCCUCCACCUGAGGGAGGCUCCUCAGUGUCCCGGUCUGCAGGGCCAAGCACUCAGCCCAGAGUGACCUCCUUCAGAGAUCUGAUGCAUGAGGCAGAGGAGGAGAGUGAUGAGGAGGAAGGCCAAAGGUUUUUUGCGGGGGGAUCAGAGCGCAGUGGGCAGCAGAUCGUUGGGCCUCCCAAGAAGAAGAGCCCCAAUGAAGUGGUGGAGGAUUUGUUCAAGGGGGCCAGGGAACAUGGAGCUGUGCCUCUGGACCGGGGUGGAAGAGGACCUGGAGAGCCCAGCAAAGCCAAGGCCUUCCUCGGUGGAGGCUACAGGUUAGGCGCAGCUCCCGAGGAGGAGUCCGCCUAUGUGGCUGGAGAGAGGCGUGCCACCAACAGCCAGCAGGAUGUGAACGUGGUGCUAAAGCUGUGGAAGACCGGUUUCAGUCUGGAUAACGGUGAACUCAGAAACUACAACGAUCCUAACAAUGCCAAUUUCCUUGAGGCAAUCAGAAGAGGGGAGAUUCCCCUGGAGUUGAGGCAGCGGUCUCGAGGAGGCCAGGUCAAUCUAGACAUGGAGGACCACAGGGAUGAGGACUUCAGCAAACCGAGGACGGCCUUCAAGGCUUUUGGAGGUGAAGGACAGAAGUUAGGAAGUGCCACCCCAGAGUUGGUUUCAGCUCCAGCCACAACCCAGCAGGACCAGGCUGCCAACGAGGCCCAAGCCAGCGCCUCUGUGAGCCUCGACCCCUCCCAACCUGUCACUAACAUUCAGAUCCGACUGGCCGACGGCAGCCGGCUGGUCCAGAGGUUCAAUCAUACUCACAGGGUGUCCGACCUGCGCCAAUUUGUGGUGGCGGCCCGGCCCGCCAUGGCUCCCAGAGAGUUUGUUCUCAUGACCACCUUCCCCAACAAGGAGCUGUCGGACGAGAGCCAGACGCUGCAGCAGGCCAAUCUCCUCAACGCUGUCAUCGUCCAGCUGCUAAAGUGAGGGGGGGGGGAGAGAAAGAGCAACCCCCUGCUGGUGUGGCUGAGUAACUGCAGCCCUGUGAAACCUGCUGCCCCUUCUGAGGGAGGAGAAAACACAGACUUAUGUAUGGACUUCUAAUUUCUGAUCUUUGUUUUUCUAAAGUGAAACAUAACAUUCUGCUACCAAGACACCCCCCCCACACACACACACAUACACAUACACAUACACACACCCUACCCCCCCCCGGUCUGUGACGGGCGGUAAUGAGGGGGGAAACUAAAAAUCUUCCAGAAUGGAGUUAAUUUAAGAGCUGUUGGAAAGCGUGGUUUUGAUGGGGAUAUGUUUACCUGAUAGCAGUAGAUGGUUUAACCCAAAAACUCUUUCUGGAGCGCAGUGUGGUUGCACAGAUGUUAACUAAACCUGGUUCCGUUUAUCUUUAACUUUCACCCCACUUUUCCUCUUCUGUUAAGCUGGCCCUUCAGCCAUGUUCACUAUCAGGUGCUGGGGCCUCACCGGUUUCAUGCAGAGGCAGACUCCUAGUUUGUUUCUGUCUCAACAGCACAAACAAGAACCACAUAAGGAAUAUAGUCUUAAGGUAAAAGUACAUGUUGAUAGCAUGGCUUUGUACAUGUUUCCGUUUCUCUCCCCAUAUUCUUUUUGGAGAGAGAAGUGUAAUGAUGUAACAAAACGCUGAGGGUUUUAUUCUCUCCAAACCAACCUACCCAGUAGCCUUACGCUCCUUUUAUUCACCUCCAGGACCACACCUCCUGUCCCUUUUUGUUCAAAUGAAGAUGGAAUUAUUUUUUUAAACUGCCCUUUUUCCUCUUUCUUUUUCCCUUUACAGAUUGUGCCAGUUAGACAGGCAGAGGCAUUUUGAUAAUGUGUAACAUGAAAAAGAGUUACACUUGGCUUUAUUAUCAAACCAAUGGUUGAGCAAAAGAAGAUAUUGUAAACACUGGUUUGUAGUAGUGGAAGUGAAAUUCCUAUGACACACUGACAUCUUCUAUGCAUCCUGGGGCAACACAGAAAUAUGUUUGGACCUCUGGUAAAAUAAAUCCAUUUUAUGGUUGAUGUAUAAAGAA
This is a messenger RNA of Micropterus dolomieu (smallmouth bass), 2221 nucleotides long. RefSeq names its product NSFL1 (p97) cofactor (p47) (gene nsfl1c). Bases 36 to 1160 code for a protein of 374 amino acids. Gene Ontology annotation, biological process: Golgi organization; autophagosome assembly; proteasome-mediated ubiquitin-dependent protein catabolic process. Gene Ontology annotation, molecular function: ubiquitin binding. The record is from RefSeq and is a predicted model, not a curated record. Gene Ontology annotation, cellular component: cytosol; nucleus. The transcript is spliced from 9 exons. Lineage: Eukaryota; Metazoa; Chordata; Actinopteri; Centrarchiformes; Centrarchidae.